AAGCCACUCAUCAACGUUUUACGCCACUACGUCAGCGUCUGCUGGUCAAAUCCAACAUGGAGGACUGCGUAGCCGUAGAAAAGAGCCCGGAGGAAAUGCCUGCAGUUUUGAAUUCCAGACCACAAACUGGUCUGUCCUUCCUGGCUCCAGAACCCGAAGAUCUGGAGGAUCUUUACACCAGAUACAAGAAACUACAGCAGGAGCUGGAGUUCCUGGAGGUGCAAGAGGAGUAUAUCAAAGAUGAACAGAAAAACCUAAAGAAGGAGUUCCUCCACGCUCAGGAGGAGGUGAAGAGGAUACAGAGCAUCCCUCUGGUCAUCGGACAGUUUUUGGAAGCUGUGGACCAGAACACUGCCAUAGUUGGUUCCACUACAGGGUCCAACUAUUAUGUGCGCAUCCUGAGCACCAUCGACCGAGAGCUGCUAAAGCCCAAUGCAUCUGUGGCCCUCCACAAACACAGCAAUGCUCUGGUGGAUGUACUGCCUCCGGAGGCCGACAGCAGCAUCAUGAUGUUGACUUCAGACCAAAAGCCAGAUGUGAUGUACGCUGACAUUGGUGGUAUGGACAUUCAGAAACAGGAAGUCAGAGAAGCAGUGGAGUUGCCUCUCACUCACUUUGAGCUCUAUAAACAGAUUGGCAUUGAUCCACCCAGAGGAGUUUUAAUGUAUGGACCUCCAGGAUGUGGUAAAACUAUGUUGGCCAAAGCUGUGGCUCAUCAUACCACAGCUGCCUUCAUCCGUGUGGUGGGCUCAGAGUUCGUUCAGAAGUACUUGGGGGAAGGUCCUCGUAUGGUGCGUGACGUUUUCCGGCUGGCCAAAGAGAAUGCUCCCGCAAUUAUCUUCAUAGAUGAGAUUGAUGCCAUUGCCACAAAACGUUUCGAUGCACAAACUGGAGCUGACAGGGAAGUACAGAGAAUCCUGCUUGAGCUGCUUAAUCAAAUGGAUGGUUUUGACCAGACUGUCAAUGUAAAGGUGAUCAUGGCCACAAACAGAGCUGACACACUGGACCCUGCUCUCCUGCGCCCCGGCCGUCUGGACCGAAAGAUCGAGUUUCCGUUGCCUGACCGCCGGCAGAAACGACUGGUCUUCUCCACCAUCACCAGCAAAAUGAACCUGUCUGAGGAGGUGGACCUAGAGGACUAUGUGGCCCGACCAGACAAGAUUUCUGGAGCUGACAUCAACUCCAUCUGCCAAGAGGCUGGCAUGCUGGCUGUGCGUGAAAACCGCUACAUAGUCUUGGCUAAAGACUUUGAAAAAGCCUACAAGACGGUCAUCAAGAAGGAUGAACAGGAGCACGAGUUCUACAAGUAGGAGUUGAGAGGAGGGUCCAAUCCUAUUGUUAUGGACAUUUUGUGUCUGCGUGAUUUGUCCCAGACUUUCAUCUUUACUCAGCGAAACACAGAGCCUGUCAUUUUAGAGUCUGGUGCUUUGAAACAGCACUCUGUAGACACCACUGGUUCUUGAAAUGUCUGGCCAUAGCUAAAAAGUAUUUGUAUCUAUGUCAGCUUAUCUUAACAUUAAAAAUAAACCCUUUUUUUCAACAAAAA
This is a messenger RNA of Periophthalmus magnuspinnatus, 1546 nucleotides long. It is a transcript of the gene psmc4, whose product is annotated as proteasome 26S subunit, ATPase 4. NCBI's taxonomy places the organism in Eukaryota, Metazoa, Chordata, Actinopteri, Gobiiformes, Gobiidae. Gene Ontology annotation, cellular component: proteasome regulatory particle, base subcomplex. The record is from RefSeq and is a predicted model, not a curated record. The coding region runs from base 57 to 1310 and encodes 417 amino acids. The transcript has 11 exons. Gene Ontology annotation, molecular function: ATP binding; ATP hydrolysis activity; proteasome-activating activity. Gene Ontology annotation, biological process: proteasome-mediated ubiquitin-dependent protein catabolic process.